Molecule: messenger RNA, 706 nt
Organism: Trachemys scripta elegans
Lineage: Eukaryota; Metazoa; Chordata; Testudines; Emydidae
Product: teneurin-2-like
Exons: 3
Coding region: 182-700 (172 amino acids)
Biological process (GO): signal transduction
Cellular component (GO): membrane
Source: RefSeq, a predicted model, not a curated record
UCUUGCUUUUUAUUGCUAAACAAAUCUGGAGCUCUCUGUCACUUUGUGUGGAGUGGACAUCACCUACAAAGCCUGUUGAAUAGCGUGUUGGAAGUCCACCACCUUGGUGGUAGAGUGACUAGCCCCAAGAUUAAAGAUAAACUAUUCUGAAAACGUUGAUUUUUCUACCUGACUCAGAAUAAUGGAUAUAAAAGACCGAAGACACCGCUCUCUAACAAGAGGUCGGUGUGGAAAGGAAUGCCGCUAUACAAGUUCUUCAUUGGACAGUGAGGACUGCCGAGUACCAACUCAGAAGUCCUAUAGCUCAAGUGAGACGUUGAAGGCCUAUGAUCAUGACACCAGAAUGCACUACGGAAAUAGAGUUUCUGACCUAGUUCACAGGGAGUCAGAUGAGUUUCCAAGACAAGGAACUAACUUCACCCUUGCAGAACUAGGCAUCUGUGAGCCGUCUCCCCAUCGAAGUGGCUACUGCUCAGACAUAGGAAUACUUCAUCAAGGCUAUUCCUUGAGCACCGGGUCUGAUGCUGACUCAGACACAGAGGGAGGAAUGUCUCCAGAGCAUGCUAUAAGGCUGUGGGGGAGAGGGAUAAAAUCCAGGCGCAGUUCCGGUCUGUCAAGUCGUGAGAACUCGGCCCUUACACUGACUGACUCUGACAAUGAAAAUAAGUCAGAUGAGGAAAACGGUAGGCUUGUUUCUUGAAUAUAU